CCUCAUUCAACCAUGGAUAGCUUAGAUCUGACCGAUUUCCACAUAAACAAACUAAGAUUCUUACAAAUCUUAACAUUUUAUGAAUAAAAAAGAGGAGAGAAACGAAAAGAAAAGGCAGCAGAAGAUUCGGCGCUACUAGAAGUUAGAGACUGUAUUACGAAAGUGGCAAAGAUUUUGAUCGACAAACAUGAAAGUGCUGAUAUGGAUGCAUGUAUGGAGAAGUUGGAAACAAUGGGAUGGGAAGAAAAAGAUGCAAAACAUCAAACGGCGCUUUUGCUUUUUGGUGAAAGUGCUGAUAUUACGAAAGUUUGGUUACGACUCAAGCCACAGAGUUGUGAGCUAGGGUUAAAAAUGCGGGAGCGAAGUACGGGUUAUUCUAAUAGGAUUUUGUUGAACUUGUUAUGCAUCCUUUUUGGAUAAGCUUUUGCUGAACUUGUUAUGCAUCCUUUUUGGAUAAGCUUUUGUUGAAACUAUUGUUAGGGAUUUCGUGGUUUUGUUGAACUUGUUGGAUGUUUUGCUUCAUAUGUUAUGGAUGUUUUUCUUCUUAUGUUACGGGUGUUUUACUUUUUAUGUUACGAAUGUUUUUCUUCUUAUGUUUAGAUUUUUUGCUUCAUAUGUUUGAAUUUUUAUCACAGGUUUCGUAUGGAUUCGGAUGAUGAGAUUUUAUUUUUCAUGCUUCUUUGUUGCCAUUUGGUAAUAAUAUGCUCAAAAAGGAAUGGAAGGAUAAGAGAUCUGAAUUCGGCAUUGACCGGUCAUGCAUACACACAAGAAUUGUUGCAUGGAUCUUCCACACAAUGUCUUGAGAUGAUGCGUCUUUCUCGUGAUGCAUUUGUACUAUUGUGCAACCAUUUUAAACAAAAAAAAUGGUUGCAAAGUAGUAGAUCAAUAAGCUUGGAAGAAAAGUUGGCUAUGUUUUUUAUGGUCAUAGGACAUAAUGAACGAUUUCGAAUGGUUAAACGGAGGUUUCAACACUCGACUGAAACGAUUCAUAGAUGUUUUCACGAGGUCUUAAAGGCAAUGAUGAAUUUCGCAAGAGAAGUUAUAGUUCCAACAUUUUCUAAUGCAAACUCCAAUACAUCAGAACGACAUAGAAAGUUAAAAGAAAUAUUUGCUGGAGCAAUAAGCGCGUUAGAUGGCACUCUUGUACAUGCAAUCGUGCCUGCUGAUCAACAAACUCGUUAUAGGGGAAGAGGAAAAGGUGAAUGCUUUCAAAAUGUACUAGCAAUUUGUGAUUUCGAUAUGAUAUUCACGUUCGUAUGGGCCGGAUGGGAGGGCAUUGCACAUGAUUCACGAGUUUUAAAAGAAGUAGCAUUUAACCGGACUUCCGGUUUUCCUUUCCCCCCAUCGGAUAAUUAUUACCUUUGUGACGCUGCAUACACCAACACUCGUGGAUUUAUGACUCCCUACCGUAAUACGAGGUAUUGGUUAGCCGAUUUUCGACGACAACGUGCGUUAACUAAGGAAGAAAAAUUCAAUCAUGCACACGCACAACUGAGAAAUGUUAUUGAGCGCUCAUAUGGUGUUUUGAAGGCAAGAUUCCCAAUCCUAAAGCAAAUGGCUCCAUUUUCUUUUCCAAUACAAAGAGACAUAGUGAUUGCUUGUUUCGCCGUCCAUAAUUUUAUAAGGAAAUGCAAUAUUCAUGAUCAAUUAUUUAUGGCAUAUGGCGAGAACACUUUGUUUUCCGAAAUACAAGGUGGAGAAAGUGAUGGGCAGUUCGUUCAAGACAUAGAAUGGGGUUCACAAGGCAUUGAGUAUAUGAAUACCUUACGUAACCAGAUUGCUAGUCAACUAUGGUCAAAUGGUUCAAAUUAAAAUUGUACGCAUAAUAUUAAUUUCUAUUUGGAUUGUAUUAUGUUUCCAUGAACUUUGAAGAAUUUAUGUGUAACUUGA
Molecule: messenger RNA, 1890 nt
Organism: Helianthus annuus (common sunflower)
Lineage: Eukaryota; Viridiplantae; Streptophyta; Magnoliopsida; Asterales; Asteraceae
Exons: 2
Coding region: 643-1812 (389 amino acids)
Source: RefSeq, a predicted model, not a curated record